AAGAGGAAGAAGGAAGAGAAAGAGGAGAUGGAGGAUUUGAAGAAGAGGAAGCUGGAAGAAGGGAACGAUGAUUUUGCUUCGAAGGAAGAGAUUCGAUUCCUGAUUGAACCUUUAGCUAAACCCCAGCUCGUUGAACUUCUCGCUAAACUAGGGUCCCAAUAUCCUUCAAUUGCAGAAGAAAUAAAAAGUAUUGCAAGUGCAGAUCCUGUCCAUCGAAAGCUUUUUGUUCGUGGCUUGGCCUGGAAUACAUCUUCAGAAACUUUGCGUGCUGCAUUUCAAGAGCAUGGAGAAAUUGAGGAAGGUGCCGUGAUCUAUGAUAAAGCAACAGGAAAAUCCCGUGGCUAUGGAUUUAUCACCUACAAAAAUAUGGAAUCAACUCAGCAAGCACUGAGAGCCCCUAGCAAGUUAAUUGAUGGAAGAUUGGCUGUCUGUAAUCUAGCUUGUGAAGGUCUAAGUGGAACAAGUAGUGCUCCUGAUCUUGCCCUGAGGAAGCUUUAUAUUGGAAGUUUAUCACCAGAAGUCACAAGUGAAAUGCUGCUUAACUAUUUUGCGAGGCAUGGUGAAAUAGAGGAAGGUUCAGUUGCAUAUGAUAAGGAUACAAAUGAAUCACGUGGAUUUGGCUUUGUUACGUACAAGACAGCAGAAGCUGCAAAGAAGGCCAUAGAUGAUCCUGAAAAGAUUCUUGGGGGAAGGAAUAUAAUUGUAAAAUAUGCCGAUUCCCACAAAGGUAAAACUGGCCAGCCGCCAUUUCCUGCUGGAGUGGUUCCAAUGGCUGCCUUACCUAUGAACCCAGGAUAUAUGCAGGCUGGAAAAGCUCAUGUUAGUUCAGGGCCCCCAGUCAAUUACACUUACCCACAAACUGUUGCACCAUAUUCUGCAUCUCCUUAUCCAAACCCUCCCACUGCCCCCUCACCUUAUCCAACACAAGGGCAGGUUCCUUAUCCUCCAGUUUCUGCAAAGAAGGACCAACUUGGGUAUCCACCCACUCAACCUGUUGGAAUGAAUAACUACCCAUAUUAUUAUCCCAAGCAAUGAAUGUAUUUAACUAAAUAUGAUGAUUUUGGUACUCCUUUCUUUGCUUUCCUGUUCAAAUCUUACUAGCCCCUUGUACCUCUUACAUGUCUUCAGCUAUGCUGCUCUGCAACCCUUCCCUUUCUUUUGCAGUUUUUGAUAUCUUGUAGAAUUUUGGCAUUCUUAUUACUUGUAAUACUAGGCCAGAAACUCCUGUGACUAGAAAAUUUUUUAUAUUUUUUUCUGAAUAUUUUAGACGUCUGAUUAUUGUAACGUUUAUAUUUUUUUUUCUCUGCAUUUAGGCUAGAAAUUACAAAUUUAAAGCAUUUGCCAUUAUUUGAGGGAUUAUUUGUUCUUU
This is a messenger RNA of Abrus precatorius (Indian licorice), 1369 nucleotides long. RefSeq names its product UBP1-associated protein 2C-like. The record is from RefSeq and is a predicted model, not a curated record. The coding region runs from base 28 to 1035 and encodes 335 amino acids. The transcript has 6 exons. NCBI's taxonomy places the organism in Eukaryota, Viridiplantae, Streptophyta, Magnoliopsida, Fabales, Fabaceae. Gene Ontology annotation, molecular function: RNA binding.